AAGGGAAGUUGAGACCGAGAGGAAGGGAAGUUGAGACCGAGAGGAAGGGAAGUUGAGACCGAGAGGAAGGGAAGUCGAUUAUCAGCACCAUGGCGCUGGAGGGAGUGGCCGAGCUACGUGAUUGGCUGUUCCUGCUGAUGCUCUGCCUGACUCUGUUGGCCGAGGUGCUGGAGGUUGCUGCAGCCACAGGGUACGAUGAGGAGGAAGACUUGGUGUGCCCCUCAGUGUGCCGAUGUGACGAGGACUUCAUCUACUGCAACGACCGGGGCCUGAGCUCUAUCCCCCCUCUGCCCCCCUCUGCCACUGUGCUCUACCUUCAGAACAACCACAUAGACAACGCCGGGCUUCCCACCUCCCUGGAGCGGCACCUAACCGUCCGAGUGGUCUACCUGUACGAUAACGAGCUGGAUGACUUCCCCAUGCACCUGCCCCCUUCCCUCCGGGAGCUGCACCUGCAGGACAACAACAUCCGUACGCUUCCCCGCGCCACCCUGGCCCGCAUGCCACUGCUGGAGAAGCUGCACCUGGACGACAACUCUGUCUCCACCGUCAGCAUCGAAGACAAGGCCUUCGUUGACAACCCGCGGCUGCGUCUGCUCUUCCUGUCUCGCAACCACCUGUCCAGCAUCCCCUCUGGGCUCCCGGCCUCUCUGGAGGAGCUGAGGCUGGACGACAACCGCAUCUCCACCAUCCCCACCCACGCCUUCCGCGGCCUCUCCUCCCUGCGACGUCUCGUCCUGGACGGAAACCUCCUGGCCAAUCAGCGCAUCGCAGACGACACCUUCUCCCGCCUCUCCAACCUGACGGAGCUUUCCCUGGUGCGUAACUCCCUCCUGACCCCGCCACUCAACCUGCCCAGCACCCACUUGCAACGUCUCUCCCUGCAGGACAAUGCUCUGAUCCACAUGCCCCGUGGCUCCUUGGACGGCAUGAGGAGGCUCCAGAGACUAGACCUGUCUGGCAACAACCUGACCACCCUGCCUCGGGGCCUGUUCAAAGACCUGGACAGCCUGGGACAACUGCUGGUGCGGGGGAAUCCCUGGCACUGUGGCUGUAACCUGCGCUGGCUACAUGACUGGCUGCACGCUAGGGGUAACUCCAUCACGGUGAGGGGCCUUACCUGCCAGGCACCAGAAAAGGUUAGAGACAUGACCCUCAAGGACCUGACCAGCCAGAUGGAGGAGUGUGAAGUCACAGGGGUAGUGCCUGCCGGGGCCGGGGCUGGAGCCACAGGCAGUGGGACCAGAGACAGAGUGGGUGGAGUAGGAGGAGUUGUCGCUAGCUCCACCACCCUUUCCCCUCCACAGGGCUCCCUCUUCACCCUGCGCUCCAAGCGGCCCGGCCUGGGGCUACCAGACUCUGGUCUAGACUACACCCUGGGUAGCAGUGGAGUGGGUAAGAGCCUGGCCCUGAAUGUCAAGCCCCUGGCCCACGACAGCAUUCGUGUCACCUGGAGUGUGGCCCAGCCCACCUCCUCCUUCAGACUCAGCUGGCUGCGGCUGGGCACCAGCGCUGCCAUGGGCUCCAUCACAGAGACCCUGGUGAGAGGAGACCGCAGAGAGUACCUGCUCACCUCCCUGCACCCCCACUCCAGCUACAUCAUCUGCAUGGUGCCCCUGGCGGCCAGCUCCGGGGGUAAAGGAGCCAUGGCAGGCGGAGACACUGACUCAGAUGAAGCUCCAGUGUGCGCUAAAGCUGAGACGUCAGACCCCAGUCAGCCAGAUGUGGGCCAGGAGGACAACCAGGACCCUGAACACAUGGCUACUCUGCCUCUGGCUGGGAUCAUUGGUGGAGCUACUGUCAUUGUUUCUCUGGCCCUCAUAUUCGCCAUCUUCUGCUGGUACGGGCAUCGGGCCGGACGCCUGUCUUCUCGUGAUCAAUACAGCCGUGGCAGCUCCAGAAAGAGCAAGCACUACGAUGACUACAUUGAGUCAGGCACAAAGAAGGACACCACCAUCCUGGAGAUCCGAGGCCCAGGGUUCCAGAUGACGCCCAUGGUUACCCACCAGCCGCCCAAGCCCCUCCGGGAGGAUUACAUCAUCCACACUAUAUUCCCCUCCAAUGGCACCGGCCUCUACAAAGGUGCCCACCAAGUGUCCAAUGCAGGGUAUGGCACCAACCGUGGCUAUAGAGAAAGAGGGAUCCCAGAUAUAGACUACUGUUACACGUGAUAGACCUGGCCCGUUCCACACUGUUCUAGAUGUACUGUAUGGAUACUGUAUUUUGUCCGCAUGGGUUCUUCUGAAGAACCACUCUGUGCCUUCCUCUUCUAGUCUCCCAUUCCAGCUAAGCCAGCUGUUCACUGCACUGACACUAUUUGAAUAAUUGGCUGGGAUGCCUGCAGGAAACAGCUAGCUGGUACACAGCAGCAGGAGCGAACCAACGGCCCAUUACAGGUGUUGAUACAGACUGCUUCUUCACACCCUUAGUAAUGAUCAGUGGAUGUUUUCCAUCACUGCUCCCUCUCUCAGUGAGACAAGUGAGAAGAAUGUGCAAUCUGUGUUGAAACUGCAGGAUAUUUUCACUUACAGUACAGUUCCAUUCCAGGGCUUAUGUUUGGCAAGCCACAUGAGACACCAAGAUAUAAGGUUAAAAAGUCCUGAAAGGGUCAGAGAGACAAACUUCUUAGAUACGCAUCACUUGCCCACUGGCCAUAUUUUGCCCUCUUGUCUCAUCCGUUUAAAUGCCUCAACUAUCCUGAUGUGCCCAGUUUGUCCUAUCAGUUACCUGAAGACAAGGCUCUGUAAAGCUGUGAAUAGUUCUCUUUCAAACAGCCCACAUAACCGCUUGUCUUAAAGCAGACUAGUUGUGGCCUGAUCCAGUGGUUCCACAGGGUGAGGGUCUUGUCAGGGGUGAGGGUCUUGUCAGGGGUGAGGGUCCUUGAUGAUAUCCUUGAUGACUUUCGCAAGGUUCUAUAACGGAACAAUGCAUUGAAUUCAAUGCAGCCCAGGCUUGUAGACACUUUACUUAGAUAGACAUCCACUGGACUGUGUUUGGAGAAGUCAUUGUUCCCUGCUUGUUUCUCUGAUCAGUCCCUCACUGCUACCCUUAUUUAUUGGUUUUGUUUUUUGUGAUUUUUUUGGUGGGGGGGGAUGACUCACACUGGACCUUGACUUUUGUGAUGGGGAAGUUACUCCUUUCUUUUUUUGAGCAAGAAGAAGAUACAAAACACCUCCUGAGGUCCAACUGAUGGUUAACAUUUUCUUGACUGCACCAGCUUGAAUGUUUAUGUACACCUCUUUUUAAUUAAACUAUCUGAA
This is a messenger RNA of Salvelinus namaycush (lake trout), 3260 nucleotides long. RefSeq names its product leucine-rich repeat transmembrane protein FLRT1-like. The record is from RefSeq and is a predicted model, not a curated record. The coding region runs from base 90 to 2171 and encodes 693 amino acids. The transcript has a single exon. Lineage: Eukaryota; Metazoa; Chordata; Actinopteri; Salmoniformes; Salmonidae. Gene Ontology annotation, molecular function: protein binding.